Tigriopus californicus is the source of this 2393-nucleotide messenger RNA. Its product is annotated as kelch-like protein diablo. Gene Ontology annotation, molecular function: protein binding. The record is from RefSeq and is a predicted model, not a curated record. Lineage: Eukaryota; Metazoa; Arthropoda; Copepoda; Harpacticoida; Harpacticidae.
GAUAAACAUGGCGACAUGAGGGCUCGGAGAAUUACUCGUGAUGUGUUCUCUCCGUCCAGAAUCCGGGCUCUCUAAGUUUUGAUCUAGUAUUGGGAACAUGCUGGCGAUUGUGUUGUAGCUGAGAAACAGCCGGCUUUUACUUUUCAAUUUUAGUUCAACUUCCACACUUACGUUGUUGGGAGGAGCCCAAGGAGUCACUCGCUCUCUGCUCUCUCCAAGCUCUGUAGUGUGGGGUCAAUCUUUGGCUCAUCAACAAUAACAGGAACUCAAUGCCAUUCUCCAAGUUCCGAGUCAGGGAUGUGUUGUGAUUUGAGAUCAUAACGUGGAAAGCAGAAAGCCCUGCAGAAGCCUUUUUAGCCUUUUCCGCACGCUUUUGGAAUGAUUGAAACAGCUGUUUUCUCCUUAAAGACCCUUGUUAUGAAGCUUUGAACGUCGCUUCAUUUCCCAGCAAACUAGACGACCAGUGUCGAUACAAUAUACUGUAUAUCCGGUUCGGUUUGUCAUCACGGCUAAUCUUAAUGGUGGAAGAGGCCAAUGUCGCCGUGUUUGCGGCCUAGACGGCUGCGACAGUCUUUGAAUCCCCUUCAGAAGAAGUCGCAGAGUUUCUCUAAGGUUAAGGCCGCCAUGGGGCAAGCUCAAAGCGGGUAUCACUUGGAGGGCCCAGUUCUGGGUCCGGAAGCAACAAAGCGUCGUCGCCUCAAAGGCUUCAGUAACAGUGCCAUCGACCUUCUGAACGACACCAAUGAGGCUAGAGAAGCUUCUCAUGGACCUUUUGACAUCACCUUAAUCGCGAAGAAUGACAGAUUUCAAGCCCACAGGCAGAUCUUGGCGGAAAAAUCGGCGUACUUCCGACCCAUGCUUUCAAUGUUUCAAGAGCAAUUCCAAAGUGAAGUGGAAUUCAAAGAACUGGUUGAUCCCGAGUGUCUGGCCAAAGUGUUAUUCUUUCUCUACUUUAACGAAAUCUAUCUUACCCCAAUGAAUGCCCAAGAUAUUUUGUCCUUAGCUAAUUAUCUUCAGAUCGAGGGUCUACAACGGCGUUGUAGUGAUUACAUGCAGCUCCGGAUUGAUAAGCAGAACUGUGUGUCUCUCUACUUGUACACCCUUUGUCUCGGGCCAGAGGAUCUUCGAUGUCACGCAGAGGACUACAUUCUCAGCAACUUUGAGAAAAUCGUCACCAAAAAGUCCCGAGAGUUCCUUCUUCUCCCCAAAGAGCUACUAUUAAAGAUAAUCUCAAACGACAGACUUCUAGUCUCAACGGAAGGCUCAGUUUUUCGCGCAGUCAUGCAUUGGGUCAGCUUCAGUCCCAAGGAGCGUGCCCCACACAUACCCAACUUACUGGAGCACGUUCACUUUCCACUCAUGUCCAUGAAUGAGGUGGAGCAAUACGGCCGAGAUUCCCGGGUGAAAAAAUCCAAGAAUCUAGCCAUCGCUUUUGAAGAGGCCAAACGGUAUUUCGAUAAGGACCCCACUGAAAAGAUCCGCUACUGGACCAACAAGAAGAAGCCCGGUCGGUGGCCAAAGAUAUUCGUUGUGAUGAGAAUGUAUUGGAAGAAUCUCCAGUCCAAAGCCAAGUGGAAGAUGAUGGCAAGUAUGUCCACGGCCAGAUCAUCGCACACCGUUGAAGUCCUGGACGGCAACAUCUACGUGGUCGGUGGCGGUGACGGCAAAGAAUGGCUUUGUACCUCAGAGGUCUACAACCCAGUCAAGAACAAGUGGUCCUUAAUCUCUGACCUGAAGACCAAGCGUUGGAAGUGCGGUCUCUGUGUCCUCAAUGGCUAUCUCUACGCCAUUGGUGGCAUGGAUUCACCUCAAGCCGGUUUUUGGGGAUCGCCUUUGAAAAGUGUGGAGCGGUAUUUCCCGGCCACAGACGAAUGGCAGGAGGUGGCUCACAUGAAUGAAGCACGAUUUGGGGCGGCAGUGGUCUCCUAUCAAGGCAAGGUGUACGUGUCGGGAGGCUUUGGAACGUGCAAAUCAAUCCUCUCCUCCACCGAGGUCUACGAUCCCGACGCCAAUCGAUGGACUAAGAUCAACCCGAUGCGCAAGAUGUGCGGCUUUGUUGGUGGGGUUCUCGUGGACAGACCCAUCCAUUUUGAUGAGGGGGAUUUCUAAGCCGUGCAAACUUAGUUCUGCCUCACUUAUUAUUACGAAUCUGAUCUCGGCAUUACCUGUGAAGUGGAUUUGACCACCUUUUUGAAGGAGGUCCUCAAAGCCAUACCUACGUCCUACAAGCUUCUCUCCAACGACUCUGAAGGUCGCGAAUGACUUGUUCUCUAGUCAAAAAGAGUCCAAAUACAAUCCAAUUAGGUUCCAAAAUGUAUUUUUUGAAAAUAUCGCUAAAUAUGAACAUGAACAACGAACAAGCUUCUAGUCAAAUAAAGCAAUUCAUCACUGUA